This is a messenger RNA of Chilo suppressalis (striped riceborer), 1803 nucleotides long. The record is from the annotation of a GenBank genome assembly. Lineage: Eukaryota; Metazoa; Arthropoda; Insecta; Lepidoptera; Crambidae.
AAUGCAUUAAGACCAAUUGAUGAAUUCAUCGAUUCAAUUAAGAUUAAUUCACGAUACAGGCGAUAAAUUAUAAAGAAAGUAGUUCAUCGAUAAGUUUAGAUAGAAUGCGUGUAAUCACUAGUCAAUAUUACAGUGUACACAGAGCAGGUUUAAGAACACAACAAUAUAUUGGGGUUAUUGUCAGUUCUUUAGUAAGAAGCCUACAAGCACUGUGAGUGGCCGUGUCUCUGCGGUGUGAAAAUGAUUGUAUUAAUAGUGAUUGCGUUAUGUAUACUCAUUUUAUAUUUUUAUAAUAUUAGAACCUUUACAUACUGGAAAGUAAGAGGUGUUAAAUACGUAAAGCCAGUGCUCUUUUUUGGGACUUAUACAGAUAUGUAUCUACAGAAGAAAAGUCGAAGUCAAAUAGCAGAAGAAACAUAUAGAAAAUUCCCAAACGAAAAAGUGGUUGGAGUAUUUAAAUCUACAAUACCUGAACUUGUUAUACGAGAUUCCAAUUUGAUAAAACGCAUUUUGAUUAACGACUUCCCAUCAUUUUAUAGUCGUGGUUUGAAUCACACCAAUGAUGUCGAAAUCAUAAGAAAACACUUGUUUGCGAUAGAUGGAGAUUUAUGGCGAAUGCUUAGACAGAGAAUGACACCAGCGUUUACCAGCGGUAAGUUAAAAGCCAUGUUUCCGUUGAUUGUAGAACGGUGUGAGAAGUUACAAUCGAGAACCCUCUCUGCUGUUACUAGCAGUCAUGCACUCGAUGCUAGAGAACUGAUGGCUCGGUAUACCACCGAUUUCAUCGGAGCAUGUGGUUUCGGAGUUGACUCGGACUCCUUAAAUGACGAAAAUUCAGCAUUUCGAAAACUGGGUGUAAAAAUAUUCAAUAUAUCAUUGAGAGAUUCAAUUGUCUUAGUGAUAAGAGACGUGUUCCCGUACAGUGAAAAGUAUUUGAAAUUAUUGAAAAGGAUAGAACCAGAUAUCCUGCUUUUAGUGAAAAAUAUACUCACCGAAAGAAAUUAUAAGCCGUGCGGGCGUAAUGACUUUAUUGACCUUAUGCUGGAGUAUCUAAAUAAACCUAUGGAAGCUGAAUCCAUAGAAAAAGUUGGUGAAAAUCCCAUACAUGUGAAGAUGAUUUUAAAUGAAGGACUAUUUGCUGCUCAAGUGUUCGUAUUUUUUGUUGCCGGAUUUGAGACAUCCGCUUCCUCGACCAGUUACACAUUACAUCUACUAGCGUUUUAUCCUGAAGUACAAAAACGAGUUCAAGCUGACAUUGACCGAAUUUUGGCAAAACAUGAUAAUAAACUUUCUUACGAGGCUGUGAAAGAAAUGACUUAUCUAGAGUGGACUUUUAAAGAAGGUCUUCGUAUGUUUCCCUCUCUCGGCUUUCUUAUGCGAAGGAGUACAAGAAAAUAUAAAUUCGAAGAUAUUAAUUUGGAUAUUGAUAAAGGUGUGAAUAUAGUCAUUCCUGUGCAGGCUCUGCAUAUGGAUGCUAAAUAUUGGGAUGAUCCUGACGAGUUCAGACCUGAAAGAUUUCAUCCAGAAAACUUUGGAGCGACACAAAAAAUGGUGUAUUUCCCAUUUGGUGAAGGACCUCGGAAUUGCAUUGGUAGCCGACUUGGCUUAAUGCAGUCAAUGGCUGGACUGGCUGCUAUCCUUUCGAAGUUCACUGUCGAACCUGCACCUGAGACUGUUCGGUAUCCACAAAUAUCACCUAAAUCUAAUAUCAUUCAAAGUAUUACUGGGGGUUUGCCUCUAAUGUUCCGUGAGAGAAAACAAGUUUGAGAUGAUAAAAUGUUGAGAGCAAAUUGAUUGAAAAUA